Molecule: messenger RNA, 2085 nt
Organism: Notothenia coriiceps (black rockcod)
Lineage: Eukaryota; Metazoa; Chordata; Actinopteri; Perciformes; Nototheniidae
Gene: edn2
Product: endothelin 2
Exons: 5
Coding region: 132-587 (151 amino acids)
Biological process (GO): regulation of vasoconstriction; intracellular calcium ion homeostasis; vein smooth muscle contraction
Cellular component (GO): extracellular region
Molecular function (GO): hormone activity; endothelin B receptor binding
Source: RefSeq, a predicted model, not a curated record
CUCCGGACUCAACUAACUCUAACGACUCUGAACACUUAAAGAAGUGUAUAUAAUUCAGAGACUUUUAAGACUUUUAAGAGUUUAGUUGCUGCAGUUUUUUCGCAGUAUAAGGACAUCACACACUGAUAAGGAUGGCUUCCUUCAUGUGCAGGACUCUGACUUUACUCAUCAUCUGCAUGGCUCUGCAAGACGGUUGUGGACACCCGUUAUCAGAGCAUCACGUCAGGACCAAACGCUGCUCCUGCAACAGCUGGGACGAUAAAGAGUGCAUCUACUUCUGCCACCUGGACAUUAUCUGGGUCAACACGCCCAGUAAACUCCUUCCUUAUGGUCUUGGAAGUCCCCUGUCGCGUCGACGCCGUUCAGCCGAGCGUUGCGAAUGUCUCAACUCGGCCGAUAAAACCUGUUCCGGGUUCUGCCAAAAAAGCUCAGAGAAACCAAGGAGGAAUAUCGUUGGACCAUUGGUGGAUUCUACAAGUACAAACAGCAACAAACUGCUGGCAUCUUUCAGAUCUAGAGUCGAGACCAACACUGUGAUCGCCAAAUACUUUCUGUCUAUGAAACCCAGAGGAGUAAAAACUGGCUGAAGAGCAGAACAACAGAGAGGUAGAGGACCAGAAGAAGUUCAACCUCAAUGGGCCGGAGACCCCACGGUUCGAGAACUCAUCAAGAGUCUUACCAACUCUUGGGAUGUAGAGGGGGAAUGGUAAAAGGAAAGGAGGCAGUGGAUCGAGAACUUGAUCAACAAAAACCAAGCCUCGGAGCACUGGCACCAGGAAACAAAGCUGGGUGGAGACGUUUAGAGUCGCUUAUUGAACGCUCUUUGAACUUUUUAACAACAGAUGCCAAGAAAGGAUCCAUUAAAGCCAAGGACAUGGAAACUGGUGUCUGGCCCUUUGGGGAACUACCAAGAAACAACAAUCAAGACAUGACUAUUGUUCAGAGGAGGAAUAUAACAAAGUACUUCUCCUAUUCUACAAUUCAAAAGGAAAUGUUAUUGACUUCACUACAUUUAUCUGACAGCUGAAUACUACUACUCCUUUACAAAUUAAGAUUUUUGCACAGGUUUUUUUUGUUGAUAGGUAAUCAUUCAUAAAACAUUUCAUGGUUCAAACUUCUCAAAUGUAAAAUGUACAGGUCUUACUGGUCUAGCACAUUUUUUGAUUUGGACCGUUACUCUCACACAACAUCGUGAAGUUAUGAAUUUGGCCUUUGGAUAAUUGGCAUCUUCACAAUUUUUACCGAGUACUUUUCAGUGUGAUUCUGGGUAUUUUACUUAAGAAAUAAUCCUAACACUACCUUAUCCACUGCUGUUGUUAAAAUCAGUUACUAAAUCAGUGGUUAUUUUACAUCUAAAGCUCACCUACAAUGACGACCGUAGGAUCAUUAGCCGGGAAUUGUUUUUCAAUGUUUACUAAAAAGUCAUUGCUGACCUUUGGUUCAGUUUCAUGUUCCUCUGUAUCAGAGCGGCGAUCUGCUGUCCUGCCUGAGUUUAAGGCAAAUUGCUUUUUUAAUUAUCAGGCAGUACUUGAACAAUAUUCACUCAUAAACCCAGGGAAAUGAAGGUCAUCUCUUUGGGGUUUAUCUCAUAAACAGCUCUACAUAAGGCCCAUUGUCAGCUCCUAUACAGCAGUCUGCUUUCUGCUAGCAUAACAACAACAACAGUGGGUCCAUUGUGUUGGCUCAAGUGUUUAUUGCAUAGCUCUUGUUUAAUGUUUUGAUUGAAGAUAAGCCAAACAGUUUCAAUGACGAGCCGCUUGCCAAAAAAUGCACCAAUGUUUUUUUCCUCUCCUGACAAAUGCUAACUUAAUUCCUCCGUUAUUACCCACUGGGAAAUGAUGACUUGAGUUUAUGCACUGCAAAAGUUAACCAUGUUAGGAAUGCACUUUCUCCGUGACACAGAUCCGUUGUCACAUGGAAAUAUAAACCUUCAUCCUCAAAUAUCUCAAUGCUGCAAACGAUGGAUAGUUUGCCAGCUUAGAAGUUUACUGUUAAAUGCUUUGUUGUAUAUAGAACUAUUUAUUUAUUCUCUAACUUAUUCAGAGAUGUAUUUAUAUUUGUAUGAAUGAUGCAUUGGAUUGUGUA